UUGCCUGCCUCUAACUAAAGCACUCGACCGUUGGACGCACGAGCCCCUUGACCACGCGCCGACAACAUCACUGGAUCAUCACGCUUCCAACUCCCCGCUUCCACUUCUGCCUCCCGAUCCCCAUUCCCAAUCUCACAUCAGACUCCAAAGCUUCCAAACGUUUCUCCCCCGAUGGCCAAGGACGGUUCCCACGUCGUGGAGAUCCCGGUCACGGGCGACGGAGCCGAGCCCGCCGCCGCCAGCGCGUUCCUCGGCAAGGCGGCGGCGGCUGCGGCGCACCACCCGCUGGGCGAGAUCGCGAGCAGCGGUGGCCACCUGCUUCUCCUCAAGCUCUGGCAGCGGGAGGAGUCCCGCCUCGGCCGCCGCGCCUGCGCGCUCGAGGCCCGCAUGGACGCGGCCCGGCGGGACGCCUUCUACCUCUGCGCCGCCUUCCUCGCGCUCCACGGCCUCUCCCUCGCGCUCCUCUUCGCCGCCUCCUCCGUCUCCGCCGAUGCCGGGGAAGGCGGCGCCUGCAGGAGGUGGUGGGCGCCGUCGUCGCUGUCGCUGGCGACCUCCCUGGCGAUCGCCACCGCCGUGCAGCUCCGGGUGCGCGCGUACUGGCGCGCCGCGCGCAGGCUGCGCCGGGAGCGCGGCGACGCCCGGGCGCUCGCGCGGUGCGUGCAGGAGCUGCGGACGAAAGGCGCGGCGUUCGACCUGUCCAAGGAGCCGCAGUGGGGCGUGGGCGCCAGGGCCAACUGCUGCGCCAGCGUUGAGGGCGCCGGCGCCUGGGGCCCGCUCCGGUGGUGCUACCGGAACAUCGUCACCGCCUGCCUCCUCGCCGUCGCCGCCGCCGCCCUGCCCUCCGGCAAGCUCAUCCUCUGCGCCUAGAACCCCGCAGAUCCCGAUAAGUUCUGGGACAGUUCAGUUUAGUCGAGUUGCAGGGUUGAUUCUGAAGAAAUGGGAGAGGAUUGGGGAACGCAAGGUGUUGUUUGCAUAGGACAGAUCACUGCUUGUGCUCCGAUGGCUAGAGAGAGAAUUCAGAUUUCAGAACAUUCUAUUUCCCCGGCCUGAGAUGUUCCAAGGGCCUUAAUUUUUUUUUGGUUACAAUUCAUAGCUUAUUUGUAUAAUUCAUUCAUAGCAGCCGCAGCUCAACAUGAAAUGCUCAUAUGGUUAUUCUGACCCCAUGCUUGGCAUGGCAAGUCGUGGUUACUGUCUGGCUGAACUUCUCCUCCAGUACUUCAACUGUCUCUUCGAUUUAGGCAGAUCGAACUUCAAGUACAAAUGGUUAUUCUUGAUUCUUGAUGCCAUCCUUCUGUUCUUGAUUAAA
Messenger RNA from Brachypodium distachyon (stiff brome), 1306 nucleotides. RefSeq lists its product as uncharacterized. The record is from RefSeq and is a predicted model, not a curated record. Lineage: Eukaryota; Viridiplantae; Streptophyta; Magnoliopsida; Poales; Poaceae. The transcript has a single exon. Bases 172 to 867 code for a protein of 231 amino acids.